UCCCUUUGCUCUCCUGCUGCCGACACCGGGGAGCUAACGUGCAGCACGGUCCGUUAGCAGCAACGACACCACGGUGAGUGAGAUAAGACACUGUUGCACACCGUCAGGUUACCCCAUUUGGAUUUUGUUGCGUUUUAUCUGUCAAGUAUCUUUGAAUGGUUCGUUAAUGUACUACUGUGUUGUAAAUUAUGCUCGUUUCGUGGGUGAUUGAUUCGGCUGUGUUAGGCUAAAGCUAACCGCUAAUUGUGGCUUAGCAGUCAAUGGGGUCUCGGUCAGCCUCCUCGACCAUUUUGGUGUCUGAUAAGCAACAGACUAAUAUUCAAUCACCAAAACGUCUUUUCCAUCUUCUUGAGGACGUUUGUUUCGUGAUUGGGUUGUUAAACGUGAUUAAGUAGUGAUGUUUGUUGUAUUUUGUGGUUUGUUCAGCGUGUCGGCGCGGCGCUGUUUCAAACGAUGGAUGAUCGGUUUUGUGUUUUUGUGGGGGAUGUUCGCCAGGCUCUGGACUGAAUUAAAAUGGCGUCUGUUUUUAAUUCCCCUGAUGUAGCUUUUAUGUCUGGAUCAAAAACCGUUUGGUCACUUUUUGUACAAGCUGCUCUUCCCUUUUUAUUUAAGGGUUUGGCGUCAGUGGAGGUUUAACAGGUGUAUAAUUACUACAAUGACUGAUGUUGGCCUGGUGCCUUCAGGAGCUUGUUGAUUUAGACACUAAAACAACCUCUCUCGGAUGUAUCCACCUACUUUGCCCUAUUCUUGAAUUAUAUUAUCAUUGUAAGGCUGAAUUAUCUCUCAAUUUGAAAACCUCUUUUCUAUGCUCCUGACAUGCCUGCCUAUUCAAGUAGAUAGGUGCAGAAAUAGAUGUACCUGAGGGAUCCCAAAAUGGAGAAGCAGAGUAUUUUAGGAGAUAAAGAUUAAUAGAAGAAGAUAGAAAAGACAGAAUGUGGUAUUAAGAUGUCCUUCUACCAGCAAAACAAAUAAACCAUGCAAUUAGGGCUGGGCGAUGAAAGGAUAAUGAUAUAUCGAAAAUUUAUUUCCCUUAAUAUCAAUAUAAAACAUGGUCAAUAUGCUUUUCAAUAGUUUCUGCCAUGUCUUGGUAGACUUUAUGAAUAGGAGGGCUUGGGUGAUAUGCUUUUCUCCUGAUUCCAUUUCUCUACAAUUUUUUGGAUGCCGAUUCUGUUUAAAGUGCGAUUCUACGAUAUUGUCGAUUUUCUAAAUUUUUUUUUAAAGGUCCUUACACACCAGGACCGUUUUUGGCGUGCAAUUAUUCCGGACGUCUACACUUUUUUUCGAAUCCGUAUCCUGUCAAUACAAGCGUUCACAUCAGCAAUGUUUUCCCGAUAUUGCAGCAUUUAUUCUUUAGGAUCAUGGUCGAUUUUUCUAAAGUUUCGCAUACGGUGUCCACUUCUGACCAAUCAGAUUGCGUGUUAUUGCAACGUCAGAUUCACUGGUAUAUUCAACAUGGCCGACCGGCUGAUUGUUUACGUGUCUGAGAACAGAGUGCUUUAUGGUAAAAGACACAAAUAUUACAAAGAUAAAGACCUGAAGGACAACAUAGCGUCGAAUCUGUUAUAUGAUGAUGUUUUGUGUGCUUUAACACUUUGUGAAAUGCUUUUGUAAGCUAACUGUUGUUACCAUGGUUUCAUGGGCUUAUCUUAUCGCCCCUGAUUGGCUAUAUGUGCUGACUGUUUGGCUUGAGUGUGUGAUGAUGUUUCCAGCUUUUCUAGCCAAGCAGAGGCGAAGGAGGCGGGACUUUCCCCGGGAAAAGUCUGCCCUGGGACGCGUCUUUUCCCCCCUGGAAAGUUGCAAAAUUGCAUCAGGCUUGAUGUGUAUUGUCAGGCCCAUCAAAAUUCACCUCAGAGAACUUCAUAAUUUCACAUUCUAUAUUCGCGUCGCGUAAGGACCUUUAGUCUGCACUUUAAACACCAGUGAAACAGCUGAAUGAUUAUGAUUGUCUACUGACUACUGAACUGUACAGGAACCAUAUUGGCAAAUAUUGGUGGUUUAAGUUUAAAGGUCCUGUGAGUAGUUUUUUUAAUGUUUAUGAAAUGGACUGAAUUUAAUAUUGAUUGUUUGUAAUGAAAUUCAAACGCAAACAUGACCAUGUGAUGAUAUUUAUACUGGAAUUUUCAGUCCCCAAACCAGUGCAGCAGGAAUGUGUCAGUCGAGCAGUUAAAGAAACAGUCCUGUUUUUACAGUUGUCCUGUACAAUGUGUAUAAUAAGUUAUCAGUUUGGCUGUUGAAAGUCAACAGGAUGCGAUUGUUCAUCAAAAGGGACUACUUUGUCUAUAGGAGGAGCCAAAAUUCAUCACAAAAUGAACUUAAAAACUACCAGUAUGAUGAGGAAAGAGAGAUGUUAAAACAAGAAAAAUUAUCAUUCUGCAGAAAAAUACUGUGGAAGAAUUAAAGUUUAGAGGAAUCUAAGGAGUAGAGAGCAGGAGAAGACAUUCAACAAACGGUUGUAGCUGGGAAUGGAACCAGUGACUGCUGCGAUACGGUCUAUAUGUGGGCACAAAGACCACCAUCAGUGCCCUGUUAAUUUUCAACAAGCUGUCACCCAUUUCUGAAUUAUUUGACAGAACCAUUUGAAGACUGCUUUUGCGUUUUCUCAAUAGAAGUAUCCGCAUUUUGCAUGUGGGAAAUGGAAUUCGAUUGCGAUUGAGUCAGAUUUGACAUCAGGCAUCACACAUCUGCUUGUGAAAGCGGGGUUGAGUUUUGUCCCUGAGAAGUGUGAGGAGUUGUGUUAAAAGCUUUUCUUUGUUGGUUCACCUGGUGACCGUUUUAUUUUACAAAUGGAUCAGCUAUCUUCAGUGCCGGUGGCCUCAGGGUUGCUUGUUAAUUCAUUUCAUCAGAGUAAAUUUAGCCUGCCCUCUGUCUAUCCGUCCUGCAUUUGAUUGUGCGGCGACCUUUUAAAUUCUGGCUUUCCAGGUAAUUUUUGUGUGUUUUGCAUGUGUGUUCUGCUGUAGUGACGGACUGUACAUAGUCACCUGCUGCUGAGCUGACCAUCGCUUUUAUUCGCUGGACACAGACGACACCAGUCCUUAGAUCGACCAUGGUAAUGGUAAUGGAACCUUUUUACUUCUUAUUUUCCUUCGCAGCUCGUCGUAUUUGUUCACGCGUGGCACAGAGAACCUGGUAGUAAAAUGCCACUGUUACCAGGACAAACAAAUGUGUCACAUCUAAAUUAAGCCACAGGACUGGUGCCAGCGCUCAGAUACUCCAGCCUGCCCGGGGCUUUAGGUGCACAUGCUGUAGCUUCCACAUCCCUGCUCUCCUCUAAAUUAGCUUUGGCUGCCCGUGUGCGCUCUGCUUGUGUAAUCAUUGGCAUAAGAUGCUCGGCCUCGACUAGAGACCUACUUUUGUGAUAUUCAAAUUAAUCAAAUAUUAGCAUGGCAGAAAAACUAGGCCUUUAAACUUGAGUAACACUUUUUUUUUUGAAUGUUGGAAAGAGUCUGUGUCACGAGGCGAAUCAAUGAAGUUAGCUUCAUGACUAACAAAGUCAGAGCAAUUCAAUUUAAACGAGUUUUAUUCUGUUAGUUACCCAAUAAUCCCGUAAGGCCUCUCUGCAGUCUAAACAGCAAUGACCUGACAUGCACCAGACAUGUGUGUUGUCCCCUCUUGAAGCUUUGAACAACAAGAAACUAUUCAUCUAUUUCUUGAAAAUCUCAAUCCCUUUUUUUUUUUUUUUUUGUCAUGCUGAUAUUUUGUAGAAGAGCAACUGAAAGCCUUUUUUUCUUGAUACACAUUCCUGGUAUAUCGUGAUACAAAAUGAUAAAUUAACAUUUCCCUUAUGCUGCAUAAGUUCAUUAAUUUAGGGUCAAACACACCUUAACACCAUGUUAGACACCCCCUUCAGAGAUGAAUGUUGCCGACCGCUUGCUUCUCUAGUUUUACCAACUUUAGUAAUGAACGCACAAUAGCAAUACACAGUGGUCUGAGGAGCCAUCAACAAACCUCAACCAAAACACCUCUCUAUAGCCACAAAUAAUGCUCAGAACAGCACCUAACUCCAUCAACAGUACAUAUAGGGUCCUCACCAUAGUACUAGCCACCAAACAUCUUUUUAGCUUUGCCUAAUUUCUUUAGCAAGGCGAGUGAACACAACUUACCUACUCUCUUCCAGCAGCCACUUGUUUGCAGCAGGACCUCAGCCCAGUCCAUUACGGACUACAGCGGGGCGACACAGCUCAAGGAAGAACCUUUAUGAUCAUUACUUUAUCAUUUCCUUGAAUUAAUAAUCACCAUAUUAAUCAUUUUGCACUGCAGACGCGGAAGUUCUUCCGCCUUAGCGUCUCGGUCUGAUUGUAUUUCAAUAAAGAAAUACUCCUCAGACCGCUGUGUAUUGCUAUCGUGUGGUCGUUACUAAAGUUGGUAUAACUAGAGAGGCAAGCGGUCAACAUUCAUCUCUCGAGGGGGUGUCUAACUCGGUGUUAAGGUGUGUUUGACCCUAAAUUAAUUUUAUGCUGGAAUAUCCCUUUAAGAAACAUUGGUGAGUAACAAUCACAGUUAGGGCGAUUUCAGCUGAUUUAAAGCUGAAACUUUGAGUAUUGCCUGGUCCUGACCAUAGACUGUGUAAUGGUCCCGACAGGAACAUGGCAUGAUGGUUUAGCCAGGUAAAAAGAGAGACUGAUUUGUGAUACUGAAAACCAACAGAUCUAAAUUUCCCUUCCAAUGUUGCUCCACAACACACCUUCAACCUUGAAUUAAGUUGAUUUUUCCUUUUGCUAUAACUAAGUAAAAUCAUCCCUUUUGGAGUUCCAUCACUUAGUUAAUCUUACAUCUUCAAUAACUCAAGCUCCUUGUCCUGUCCGGUCAUGAAACCUCGAGCUUUUCUUGUUUAUUAACAUGUUUGUGUCUUUUUUUUCUCCAGCGCCAUCGCAGCAUGCGAGUCUUCAUGAACGAUGACCGCCAUGUCAUGGCCAAACACUCCAUUAUCUACCCGACUCAGGAGGAGCUGGAGAGCGUUCAGAACAUGGUGUCUCACACAGAGCGAGCCCUCAAGGCUGUCUCUGACUGGCUGGAUAAGCAGGAGAAGGGAACUUCCAAGUCUGACUCUGACAGCCCCGACACUGAUAAGGAGAGGUGAGGAGGUGUAAGGAGGUGUGAGGGAGUCAAAUCUGCACAAGAAUAAUUUAAUCCACCUGUCAGCUCACUUCUAAGCUCUCCUGUAUUUCUCUGUUGGACAGUGAGCCCAAAGAUCAGGCCACCCGUUCUCUGCGAGGCGUGAUGAGGGUGGGUCUGGUGGCUAAGGGGCUGCUGCUAAAGGGGGACCUGGACUUGGAACUGGUGCUGCUCUGUAAGGACAAACCCACAAUUAGCCUGCUGAAGAAAGUGUCUGACAACCUGGUUACACAGCUCAAGGUGAGAACUUGCCGCAGCACCAUGUGCAGGCAGGCAGGCUUUUUAGAAGGAACGAAUAUUUGAUUUGUAGACGCCUCGUUUGUUGCUGCAAACAACAAACAUCUCAACCUUCUGGUUUUUGCUUCUCUUCAGGCAACAGAAGAAAAGUACGUGGUGACUCAGCACAUCCGCGAGGCCAGCAUCGUCAUAAAAAACACCAAGGAACCUCCUCUCACCCUCACCAUUCACCUGACGUCCCCUGUGGUCCGAGAGGAGAUUGAGAGGGCUGCAGCUGGAGGUAAGCUCCUUCACCUGGGCCUCAGUCUCUUUAACACCCCCCUCCACUCCUCCAGCAGGGAGGCAACCAGGCUAGACAGAUAUUGUUUAUUGGGCCUUCAAUGGAGCUAGGGGACAUGAAUGCACUGUCACAUAAUGAAACCGCGCUAUGCUUAUAGCUCUAUAGACUCUCGUAGUUCCAUGUAAUGUAAUUGUACAUUUUUGAUGGCCCAAUAUACAGUAUAGGGCAGGUAGUUCACUGACUGCAGAAGACAUGGCUUUCUCUUGGAUACCAACGAAAUGAAGGCUUACUGAGAAUUUAACCAAAUAUUUAAAAAAAAAAAAAAAAAGAGAGACCACUUUGUUUGCAUGUGUUUUAUCAUUGAUGAUGACCGGUUUGCAUUGCAGCAAAACAUGCGACGAAACUGUCCUUGGUUGUUUGACCCAACAGUGGGCUACUGAAUGUCUCUGAUGUUCCUUAGCAGGGCAGCUCGGGGGUCACAGAUAACGACUACUGACUGUAUGUAUAGAUGGACAACCACCUCCUCCUGUCAGACAAGAGUGAAGCCAAAAUACUCAAGACACGCAAGUCGGGCAUUAUUUUCCUGUAGCAAAUGUCUAGACGCACACACAGUUAUGGAGAGCGCAACAUGUUGGGCUUCAGUGUCAGUGAACUUAUACGGUUACAUCAAGCUGUGUUUGUAGUUUAAUUCGACAGCUCUCUAAAGUAUGUGACAGUGUUCCAACUUUCAGCUUGUUUCUAUUGGGUUUUCUUCAGUUGACCUGUUAGAAGAGAGAGCAAGGUAGGAAAAGGGUAACUAGUUGUAAUUCGAACAUAUUCUGUCGUCUCUCUGGGUAAAGGUCUGGCUUGCAACUGUUAAUGUGCAGAAUGCCAAGAGUGGUUUGAGGUGUUCUCAUGGAAGAGAAAAUCCAUGCUCAUCUAAAUUAUCCAAGUCUUUAAGUCUGACCUGGAGAAAUUUGACUUUGCUGUUCUAGUUUAACGUCUAUAUUUAGAUUAAAACCCCACUUUCGUAGAACAUACGCAGUAAAUAGAUUACAUUUUUAUCAUCACAUAAACGCACAGUGUUUAUUUCUCUCUGAAGUACUUCCUCAGCUCAGCUUUGCAUAUCCCGUGCACACAGCGCUGCAAGAGCUGCAUUUGCAGACAGUCGUCGAUCAUGGUAGCAUUUCCCCAAGUAACAGGUUAAAAGUCAACAUCCCAGGAAAAAAGAAACUUGGUGGAGGGGGUGUUGUCCAUCAUUUAAUACAGUCUUUAAUGACGACAAUGAACACUUGGAAGAUUCCAAAUCCACGUGGUGAUGCACAUAUUUCACAAUAGAUUGUAUAUCUUCUUAAAUUAAAUUGAAGAGAGAUAAUCUUGUGUGUUUAAAAACACUUACGGGUGUGUUAUUUUUUGGCAGGUGUUGAACCUUCAACCUUAUCUGUAGCCCUGAGCUCCCACUGAUGCCCGGCUUGGGUCUUAUAUUUUGUAAGGCAUCCGUUUUGCUGCAGUGUGGACCUGUUUUGAUACCCACUUUUUGUGCAUCUGAUCAUUUCUGCCUGUGGUUUCAAUUCUGAUUGUCUCUGUCAAGCCUUCUAGUUUGUCAAUUUUUAGGGACGCUGGACCUUUGACCAACUGGCCGCUCUCUGUCUCGGAAGGGGCAAAGUGCAGUGUACCCAGUAUAGGGGUCAAGGGGAGGGGCUCUACCUCCUGAUAACACCAGAAAAAAAAAUUGAUACUCUUUAAGCUUUCAUUAAAGACAGCCUCCCAUUUGAUGCAACCGAUUAUCCCUCAAGAAAUGCACAUUUUUCAUUCAGGGAUUUAAAAAAAAAAAGACUUUUAUUAUUCAAUUUUACAUUCUGUUGGGUUUUUUAAGUUAAAUCUUAGCAAGCCAGGCUGUGAAAGCCCAAAUAACCUGGGAGGUUGAGAGUGUUUGGUUUGGUUCUUCUGUGGAGGGGCCCCCUCCCCUUCCCCCUCCAGCCUGUGGUUUGGGAAGGCUGCCUGUGUUCCCCCUGGCCGCCUGACAGAACUCCCCUUGGUCAAACUGUACCUUGUCUUCUUAUUCCACCUGCCAAUAGAAUCGCUUUCAGUCAACGAUCCCCCGGAUGUUCUGGACAGGCAGAAAUGCCUAACUGCCUUGGCGUCUCUCCGCCACGCUAAGUGGUUCCAGGUUUGGAUCUUGUCUUUAUUUGUCUCUAAAACAGAAGUAGUCUUGAGUUUGGUCUUUAUGCUGUUCGUUCUUUUGUCUUUUCUUUGGAUGUUCCUGUGUUUUAUUUUCUUUUUUACUCUUUGAGGUGUUCUUCCUGUAGUGAGACUCAAUGAUUUUGAUGUUUGUUUCUUAGGAAACCUUUGUCAUUACUCUGUUGUAGAGCUGCUUUGCUCAAAUUAACACACAUUACUGUGAUGUGCCAUUUAAAAAAAAAAAUCAGUGCUGCUCUUUGGAGGUAUUUGGUCUCCUUCACAGCUGUUUUCCUCAAUCAGCAAACAAAUCUGGGAUUAAUACACUGUGCGUCCAGGUGCAAUAUUUCUAAAGUGCCAGUGUUGGUGUGAGUGAGAUGUUGUUGCUGUUUUCAUAUAUGUGCAAGCUACUCGUAGAGCACCUUCUGCUGCCACAUCCUGCAGUAUGGCUGGGAAACAUCUUAAAACUUUAUUUUAUACUGAUCUAUAUGUUAUAAAACUGCCAGUUAUAUCAAUAUCUUCUUUGAGAGAAGCUUAAAGAAACCAGUUCAAUAGUGAGAAAGUUUUAUAUUUCAUGUCUAGUUUUCAGACACCAAGCUUUAUGACUUUUUCUUUGAUUACAGACAUCCCAAAAAACCUUGUUAAAAUGUUGAAUAAAGCAGCACCAUGUCAAAACCAAUGUCCCUUACACUUUUCACCAGCCAAAGGCGUGUUAGUAAAACAGAGGGGGAGAAUGAGCACGAUGAAACAGAUGUGUUAAUCAAAUUCAAUAAGUAACUUUCAGCAAAUACAGAUGUGUGUUAGUGAUGCAGAGGGGGAGAAUGAGCAUGGUGAGACAGAGGUGUUAAUGGAAGUUAAUCAGCAACUUUUCUACAGACUUGUUAGUAAAACAGAUGGGAAGAGUGAGCAUGAAAAAACAGAUGUGUUCGUUCAUGUCUAUUUGAUACCUCUCUGCUGACUUAGUGUGUGUUAGUAAAGCAGAGUGGCAGGGGGAGCAUGCCCAGAUAGAGGCUAAAAUCAAAGUCCCUUUUCAGCUUGUUACAUUAGGAUUCCUCAGUGUUCAUUACUCAAACAGUUUUUACCUCAAGGACUCCAAGUGCUCCUAUUUGCAUUCAUGUAACCUGUUUGUGGUAGGUUUGUAGUCUGGGUAGUACUGACUAGUCACCUCUCAGAGGGCUUUGGUACGCAGGAAAAACAGUCUUAUUAGAGAGGAAUCAGCAGUGAGAUUUCCUGAGUUUCUGGAGGCGUCAGGAACAACAGAUCUGACCUCCAUUUAAAAAGUUACACUUUAAAAAGUAGUUUUUCUGUCCUCUCGAGGACAGAGUUAAGAACCCCAAAUUUUUUGCUUUUUAAAAUUUGCACCAUAAUGGACUGUCUCUCAGGGUUUACACUGUUGUAGUGAGCUCAAGGGAAGCCUCUACAAGAAGCAAAACUGAGACUUACUGCUAACUGAUGAAGGGGUACUCUUCAGAGGGAUGUAAUGAACCAACAGAUGAUGAUGAUGAUGAUUAUGUGUAUUUUGCAGACAUAUUUGUGCGGGCAAAUUUUGCUUCUCUUUUUAACCUUAUCAAAUGGUCACUGCUCAAUUUGCUAAUUGGACUGUAAACAAUGCAGCACAUGAAAAAUGAGGUUAUGGCUGAAGAGUUGGCCAUUGUUCCCAGAGGCUCACGUUAACAUUAGAUGGUAGCCGGUGGGCUCAGAGAUUGACAUUACCACUUUAUCCUCAUCCUUUGACGACAGGAGUUCAGUAAAUCCCACUUAAGGUUUGUUUUGGUGCCUUGUUGAAUAUUAGAUAUCCACCGCUUCACUUUGGUCUUUUGAGUCCAGCAUUUCUUCACCAUGCAAGCAAAAAUCAGCAGACUAACCAUCAUUUGUCUAUUAGUUUUUUGUUUGCUAGACUGUUUAGAGUCGGAUCUAUCCAGAGGGUUUACUCGCCCAGAUAGCUUUUAAAAGUGUUUUUCUGUUUUAUCACUUGUUAUUUGAGCACUUUGUCAUCCCCAGCUUUCACACUUUAACAGUCAUCGCUCCAUCUCUGCAGCUUUUGUAGAGUAUGUCGCCUCAACUUCUCCUGCUCUCUGGCUGCUUCUGUUACUCUGUGUGCCACAAAAUCUACAGGAAUAUUGCACCUUUAGAAGUUUGUUUCGGCUCUCACUGGUUUAAUGUUAAUAGGCACCUUCUGAAAUAGCUGAUUUUGUUCUGACAUUGUAGCUGGUGUUACGUUUCAGGUGGCUUUAUUUAAACGUUUGUACCAAGAGUAAUUUGUAAGAAUACCUUCUCUGUGAACUUUAUUUUAAUCGAAAUCAUGUCGGCCAUUGUUUUACAGUCAUAAAUGUGAGGUAUCAUAAACAGACCUUUCAUCUAUAAAGUGACCAAACAUUGUUCUCCCUUGAUAGAUCUAUCAUUUAUAAUGACAAAGCUAAACUGUCAUAGUCUGUGUGGCUUCGUUUUUAUUUUCCUGUCGUUUAUUUGGAUGUUGUUGAUGUUGUUGCUGAGAGCUUCAUGUUCUUCCUCUUCAACUAAGGCUUCUUCUCCACAUGCCUCUCCUUCCCUCCCCUUCCCCGUUUGUGUCCACAGGCUAGAGCUAAUGGGCUGCGCUCCUGCGUCAUCGUCAUCCGGAUCCUGAGGGACCUGUGCGCUCGAGUCCCGACGUGGGCCCCGCUCCGUGGCUGGGUGAGUGAAAGCUUCGUAAACCUGAGUCAUCGGAAAAGCUCCCGUGAAACAUCAUAACUGUUCCAUAUAAAGCGUUUAAAAGUCGUAGAAUCUUGUUCGAUAUUCACGUUUUGAACUGUUAUUUAUAUGCAGGCAUACUAUCAUUAACUAGUUAAGAACUGUCAGUCUUCUAGAAUAAAAAGUUUCUAGUUUUUUUUUUUUUGUUGAGUUGUACGAGGUAAUUAUCUGUUGUAAGUACGCUGUAAAUCUCUAUGGUUUCACAGCUAUUUAUGAGCGUGUGAAGGUGACCUAAAGAUCAAACUAGAGAUGCACUGAUCCAUUUUUCUCUGAUCCAAUCUGUUACCAAUACUUGGGCUCAGUGUAUCGGCCGAUACCAAUCUAUUACCACUGUUGAAUGAAUGAAUGAACUGUAUACCUUGCCCUGUGAGUGAAGUCAUCGGACUUGACAUUAGCCUUGUUAUAAAAAGGUUACAAAUGAACAGAUAUAGUUUACUUAGACUGCAUCAGAACGCUGGAUCGGCGUUAUUCAUCAGAUAUUCGAUCCAGUUAAUUUGUCAAUAUCGGAGCCGAUAUCCGAUCCAAGUAUCGAAUCGGUGCAUCCCUCGAUCAAACCUCAUCACUGUCACUGAUUUGAACCAGAAUAUCUUGCGGGUUGAACUGAUUUUUACUAUAUGAGGUUCAAAAAUGUCAGUCCCAUGUUGUCUACUGUAGCUUUAGUUAUCGGUCACUCAUGAUUCUCUACUACCUGGAUGUAAACAAGCACAGCUGAUAGAUGGUAUCUUGUUCACCAGCACAGUUUGGCAAAAAUUUUAGACCGGCCAAGUCCUCAGAACUUCACUGUUUUUUGUAAACAACCAAUACAUAAGGUACCGCUAAAUGUCAACCACCCUGUUCUCUUUUUGUUUUUUUUUACUUUAUUUUUAUGAUUAGAUGUUUUUACCUUAAACGAGGAGCGAAAGGAAAGUAACAAAGUCUUUUGGCCUCAAAUGCAAUAACUCACAAAAAUGUUUGUUUCCAAAAUGUAAUAAAGCUGGGCCUUGGGGACAUUUCAUUUAUACAUCAUAUCCAACACAAAUUGAAGAAUGUGACAUCUGCACAGGAUAAGACGAGCACUUUCAGUUUGUUAAAUUUGUAUAAGAUUUCCAGGGUUCCCAAUACCCAAUCCCAAAUAGAUUGUGGGUCCUUGCUGAGCCAUUUUCUGGUUAUUGCUUUUUUGCAACCAACCAAUAGAAUCUGUAUCAAGUACCUGUCUUGUUUCCUCACCACCCUGCUCUCUUGAACUAUGCUCACAUGCUGCAGUUUGUCUCUGGCAAACAUUUGGAAAAUAAACUUGUGUGUAGUGUCACAUGCAGUCUGCCGUUCCUCCAGAGCUGUUUUUGUAGCUCUGCUGCAGCUUCACGAGGGUUUACAUGUGUUGCAGUUUUAGCAGCCUAAAGUGAACCCCGAGCAACAUGUCUGCCCUGCUUAUGUUUAAAUCAACCUCAGGGUCAGGGGCCACUGCUAAUAAGAAAGCUUGCCAUUGUGCUGUGUGUUACUCCAGAGGGUGCAUUGUGUGCUUGUUUACAGACAAGUAAACCUGCAGACUCAACAUGCAUCACAGUCAGUUCCUGUGUGCUUCGACUUAAUCUUACAGCUUAGUCAGGGAAAAUGAGAACUUGUCGAGUUCCACUUUUAUUGCAAACAGCUAAAAAAGUAUUAGUAUGACAUAUUUACCUCACCAUCCCUCCUCCUGUUGCACAUGUGCACGCUGCAGCGGCGACGCUGAGCCAAUUUAUUGUUCAGCUGUAAUUCUAUCUAAUGCUGUGACCUAAAAUCUCUACGUGGAAGUGACCGAGAUUAAAAAUAGCACCGUCAAAGUAAUUCCCUCCCUCUCUUGCUUCACAGCCUCUAGAGUUGAUCUGUGAGAAAGCCAUCGGCACUGGGAAUCGGCCCAUGGGGGCAGGAGAAGCUCUACGGAGAGUUUUAGAGUGUUUGGCUUCAGGAAUCCUCAUGGCAGGUAUGUCUGCAAGGCCUCUUCUCCAGAGGUGUGAAGACGGUUUUAUGUUCAGAGGGUUCAGCCUGUUCUUGUUCUUUUGAAAGUCAGAUCUGCUGUUUGCAUGUGUUGCAGAAGGAGCUGGAGUCUCUGACCCUUGCGAGAAGGAGCCCACCGAUGCCAUCGGUCACUUAGACCUCCAGCAAAGAGAAGACAUCACAGCAAGUGCACAAGUGAGUGAAGAAGAAAAGUGUGUCCAUGUUUAUUUUAAAUAGACCUGAUGUGUGAUUGACUUUGUUGGUCUUGUCUUGUCAGCAUGCCUUAAGGCUGUCAGCUUUCGGACAGCUUCACAAAGUGCUUGGGAUGGACCCCCUCCCUUCAAAGAUGCCCAAAAAACCUCGCAGUGAGACCCCCAUAGAUUACACAGGUAAGCCCGACACCUAAGAGAAGCAUAUUUAAGCGAGUGCAAUGACUACUUUCAAAAAAAUACUCAAAAUAAAAUGCACAUUUUGUAUUUUUCAAAAUUCUUUUCUGCAGUUCAAAUUCCACCGAGUACAGCAUAUGCCCCACCGAUGAAGAGGCCCAUCGAGGAAGAGGAAGGAACUGACGACAAGAGUCCAAACAAGAAGAAGAAAAAGCUGCAGAAAAAAUGUAAGUGGAAGAAAAACCUCAACAACUGUCUGAAAAAUGGAUUGUUUAAAGUUAUGUGCGUUUUGGUUCAAAGAAAAACUGUCAGAUUUAAAAUGUGACCAUAUAAAAUUUGUGAUUUUUCCCUUUUUUGUUGACUAGUUGAAUAAAAGGACCAAUGAAAACAUUUCUGGCCUCCAUAAUCCCUGUCUUUAUGCUUCCUGUUUUCUCCUUUAGCUGCAGAGGAGAAGGCCGAGCCCCCGCAGGCCAUGAAUGCUCUGAUGAGGCUCAAUCAGCUGAAGCCGGGUCUCCAGUACAAACUGGUCUCUCAAACAGGCCCGGUCCAUGUCCCCGUUUUUACUAUGUCUGUUGAAGUUGACGGAAAGUCCUUUUACGCCUCCGGGCCAUCAAAACGCACUGCCAAGCUGCACGUAGCUGUAAAGGUGAGCCCCGUAUUCAGUUUCUGCUAUAAUUAAAAUUCAGUUCAUCACCUGAUUUUCCCAUUUUACCAGGUAAUGAAAGUUCACAUUGUUUGAGUAGUAAUAAUUCUGUGUGGGUGGUUACAGGUCCUCCAGGACAUGGGUCUGCCCACAGGAGUGGAACUGAAGACUGCUGAGCCAGUGAAGGCAGAAGAGACUACUGUAGCAGUGGAUGAAAUGAGGCCAGUAGUCACACCUGUGGAAACAACCACUGCCACUACAGGAACAGCCAACACUGAAAACGCUGACGCUGCAGAGGUACAGAGCAGCACGCCGUGUACACAAUGUCAUGUUUGUGCUUCUAAUUUCACUAACCGUCCGUCUCCGAUUUCAGACUGCCCGCCAACAGGGACCAAUUCUCACAAAACACGGCAAAAACCCGGUGAUGGAGCUGAAUGAGAAGCGCCGCGGCCUGAAGUAUGAACUCAUCUCAGAGACGGGCGGCAGCCACGACAAACGCUUCGUCAUGGAGGUGGAGAUUGACGGGCAGAAGUUUCAGGGGACGGGGUCCAACAAGAAGGUGGCCAAGGCUUACGCUGCCCUGGCUGCUCUGGAGCGACUCUUCCCUGAAGGCUGUGUGGCCGAGGCCGCCAAGAAGAAGAAGGGACCACCGAUGGUAAGCUCAGGGAACAAUGGAAAAUACUGGUUUAAAUUAAGUCAAGGCAAUCAGUUUAAACGAAUAACUUAUAGGGAUAUUCUGGCAUAAAAUUGAUUUAGGGUCAAACACUCCGUAAGAACGAGUAAGACACCCCCUCGAGAGAUGAAUGUUGCCGACUACAUGCUUCUUUAGUUAGACCAACUUUAGUAAUGACCGCAGGAUAGCAAUACACAGUGGUAUGAGAUGAUAACUUUUUUGUCUCCUCAUCAGCACGCUCCAGGCUUUGGCAUGAUGGGCGCACCUGGAGUCGGGGACUCAGCUCCACCCAGGGGUCGAGGAAGAGGAGGACGAGGUCGAGGAAGAGGGAGGGGCUUCAAUAACGGAGGAGGCUAUGGUCAAGGAGGUAAACGGAUAGAAUAGCCUUAUUGUAUCUGUCGGUUUGAUUCUGUAUUUAUAAAUGAAAAACAGGAUUUCAAGGCUGUCAUUUCAGCACCUUAACUCUGAGUUCUCCUCUCAGGGGGAUUCGGAACAUAUGGAUACGGGAACAACACUAACUCUGGAUACAGUGAGUAUAUGUUUCAUCUAUUUUAAUCCUGCUUUCACUGGAUAUGUGCUCUUUCUCUGGGCUGCAAACAGAAUUGGAUCUAUCAUGCAAGAAAAACAAAGCGAAGCUGUACAGUUUGUCAACAUUUUUUCUGUGUCCUCUGGCAAGAUGCUGCAUUUGUCAGGACUGUAAAUCAACUCGUGCUGUAAUAAGGGAAUAUUUAGGCUGUUAGAGGAGAUGGUUUCACUCCUCAAAAGAGAGAAAAUGGUGAUGAACAUGUCGGAGUGUUCCCAGUUCAGUGAUUUUACAUUUCUCUGCUUUAAGCCACAGGAUUGAAUCUGUUUUUUGACAAACUCCUCUCCCUUUUUUGAGAACCAGUUUUCGUCCUUCUGGCAGCCUGUCUGAGAACUGACCUACCUGAGCGUGACAGGAGCAGAGAAAUCUAAAAAUAAAAAAUUAUAGUUUUUUAACAAUCUGACCAAAUGACGUACUCAACUGCCUCUUUAUGGCAGGAAAAAAAAAUCAAGUAAACAUCUAAUUUUGAUAUUUUUUUCCUUUCUCUGCCCUGUCUCACUCUUUAGGUGACUUUGUCUCAGACUGCUAUGGCUACCACGAGUUUGCGACAUAGACCCUCCCCCUCAGUCUUAAAAAAAAAUAUCCAAAAAACAGUCGAGUAGAGACGAUUAAAAAAAUGGACAAAAUACUCAGUAGUGUUCCUGCAGCAUCAUGAUCUCCUUUCCACACCGAGUCUACAACCCCGGGAACAGACAACGACUCCCCCCCCACUCCACCUCGUCAUGGAGAUGAUCUGCCUCUGCAUGCAUGUAGCCUCAAAUCACCUUCUGUUGGAUGAACCUGAACACCCGGACCUCCCACAAACCACAGGGCUGAUUCUUUGUAGAGACAGGGCACAGGGAUUUGUGUUCACUCGGAUCAUGAUGAAAUGAAAGCCUGCAGAGGGCGGACAGCACACUGCCUUUGGGAUUAAAAAAUCAACAGCCUGCUCUGUCCUCUCUCCCUAUCAUUGCCUGUAUAUAAAGAUGGACAACAUGCCUCCUCCUCCUGAUCCUGUUUGACAAAAGUGAAACCAAAAAACACUCCCAAAGAUAGACACUGACUUUUUGAGUUUCGAUGAAUUAGAUGUUUAGUUUUAUUUUAAAGUUAUAAAGCUGAUCAUGUUGCAUCCAGUCAGUAGAGGGAGCUUCAGAUAUUUUGGCUUCACUUAAAGGAAGCUGUCAUGUCAUCCAUCUUUUUAUACCUUUCUUGUCUCUUUACUGUUUACUGGAAUGAUCAAACUGUUUUUAUUUUGUUCUUCUACCUUUUUAUAAGACUUCCGACUUGAUUUCAGCAUCUUCUAUUCUGCUUUUAAAAACACAGCAUCUCUUCUUCUGUUUUACCUGAUUCUAUUGUGUUAGCAGCGUCACUGAAUUCCUCAUGGUCUGACUUUAGAAGUGUUCGGAUGUUACGGUUUUCUGUCCAGCAGUAUUAGACACUGAUUAUCUGAGGCUGUUGACAGUGAGUUUGCACAAAGAGACUGGCUGAAAAAGAAAAUCAGAAGUAUGUUUGCGAUGAAAUGAUUUCUUGCUCUAGCUGUUUUUUUUAUAUGUCUUUGUUUGGUUAUUUUUUAAUAAAUGUGACAUCUCCAUACAUAACUGCGUUCACUCAGGGUCUGGAUUUAAUUUCUAAACACAAUUGAUGUUCCAAAACCAAUUUCCUUCUCAGAUGUGACAGAGAUCCCCUAUGAAGAAGACAAAGUGGUCAGAAAAAUUAGAUUUUGCCAGAAAAUGUUUAUUUCUACAACACAUUCACAAACAUUUGGUAACAAAGUGCUUUAAUGUGACAAACUGUCAGGACAAAGUUCAGAUUAUUUUGGGAAUAAAGGUGUAAUAUUAGGGUAUUUUAAUGCUGACUAUGAACCUAACCCUCUAUUUACAUUAUAUUGAAAAAAAAUGGUUUGUUUUGGGCCGAGUAAAGCUGGAAAUGUAAACACGUUUGCCCCACUGAAAUUCGACUCAGUUGAAUUCAGACGUGUUCUCUUGCACGUUCACACCUCAGUCAGACUCAAAUUGAACUUGGUGUUCUGCACGUGUCCACAUUUUGCAUGCUUGGCUUUGAUCUGAAAGUGGGAAAUCAUCCAUUCAAUGGAGGAAGUGAGGUAGUUAAGAAAACCUCAACAAAAAUAAAGAAGGGGAGAAGAAAGACAAAGCUGUAUUGUGUAUAUGACAGGGACAGGAGCAUUUAAGAUGUUUAUAUUUAAAACCAGUUAGCCUCUUGUUGAUUUGCUAGUCAGUUGUUUUUGCACAUGAGGUAUUAAGUCAACCAGGAAACAGCCCAAUAGUUAUGAGCUAAAAGAUGACGUGGCUACCUAGUGCAGUGUGGGCGAACACAAGGCGUCAAUAGAUCUGGUAUCUGCUGGAUUGUACUAGUCCAGUUAAGUUGCCCAAUGGCGAUAUAACAUAGAAAAACUGAACCAUGCCUGUGAACAUAUAGAACUGACUGAUUUUUAUUCUAUUUUUUGUAAUUUUUUCUUAGCCCUGAUAUUAACGAUUAAGUGGUUCUGAUGUUGCUCAACACUAAGUAUUACAGUUUGUUUGUGAUGCCUAAACUCAAUUGUAAUUUAUGAUAUAUUCAGGGGCUGUUUCCUAUACUGCUGUAUUCACACACGGACGAGUUUCUGUUCUGACCAGUUCAGCAGUGCAGCCUUCAGUGUUGUCUGAUUUCAGUUGCUGCGCUCUUGCUUUUAGAGUAGUUCAACUCAUCGACCACCAAUGCACUCCUUGUUGUCGCGUCUUGAUCACCGACCAAUCAGAAUCAAGAAGUGGUGAGAGUUAUAAUGUCAGGUUUGCCAGCAACAGUGAUAGAAGUCUGAAUACACUUGAUUUAUGGAGGAACAACUUGCCUAAAUCAAAUAUAUAGACUAUAACACUAAAAACCUGCUUUUACAGCUUUUAGUGAAGAAAAUCCGUCUUUAGUAUCUUAAUUAUAGCUUGUAUUUUAAAAACGUGAGACCUUGAAAAUUGUGGCUUUUCCUUUUUAAAUAUUCAAACAUAAUUUUUUUAGAUUUGUCUUCGAAACAUCAAGACUGCUUCCACAUGGAAGUUUAGAUUUUAUUCUCUCAAUAUUACAACUUUAUUCCCAUAAUAUUAUGACUUUAUUCUCAUACCAACAAUUGUAGUAUUAUUUCAACUUUCCCAUAACCUCAAAAUUAGACACAGCUAUCUCAUGACUGUCUUGAAAAUAUCUUCUAGCUUUGCUCUCUUAAAUUAUAGCUUAUUUUUUAUAACAAAUAAGUCUUGUUAUGAUAUGUUGGAUGUGUUCUGUCCAUGUUGUGAAUUAAUGUUUUUUUUAGUGCAAUUGUUCCUCCUACACUUACUUAUUAUUUAGACAAGGUAAUCACAAUCGUACAACCUCGCUUUUGCAACUACGAAUCUCAGAUUUAUCAUCUAUGGGCCUUUUUUCUCUGUCCAAUCACACAAACACAGGACUAAGAGUUCAUCAGAAGUAGUAAAGUUUCUUUAAAAUUAGCUCCACAACUGCAGUAUAGUUGUUAGUAACGUCACACACUGUCAGAGACUGGUCCUGGUAUCAGAAGAACUCCUUUAUUCUUGUUUCUGUCCUUCUGUCGUUUGAACACAUUUAAAGAUUGUCACCAUCCUGUUGUUUCCCAGAUUACUACAACAACGGUGGCACAAAUGGGGGAGCAGGAGUGCCAAGCAGUCCCUCAGGUGGCCCCCCAGCUAACACACCUCCAGGAUCAGCUCAGGGCUCAUACGGCUCGUACUACCAGAACGACGGAGCCUACACUGCCACGCCCACCACCAAAACAGCCAAAAAGAAACCCCCCAUGCACAAAGGAGGGAAGGUGCCCUUUCCAGGUCCACCAGGAGCAAACGCUGGAUCUGUAGGGGGGUACCAGUCCAGCAGCCCCCAGGGCCAGGGCUCCUACAACCAGUACGGGCAGGGCUACGGUCAGGGGAAGAAGAGUUUCAACCAGAACCAGGGAGGAUCAGGGGGAUACUCAUACAGCACAGCCUAUCCUAGCCAGGUGACAGGGGGCUCAGGUGGAAACCAGGACUACAGCUAUGAAGGUGAGUUUGAUUUCUUUUCAAGAACAACUUAAGAUUUUUUUAUAGCAGAAAUAAUUUUACAACACAGUCAACAGGUUCAAUUAGCAGUAGAGAAAAGUUGUGAAAAACAUUUAAACUAUAAAAAAAAACUCACGACAUUACGCUGUACAUGUAGCGCAGGUGGAGAUGCUCAAAGUAAACACUGUGGCAAUAUGCAUAGUUACCCAUGAUGUUACCAAGCAUGAGGACAAGAUAUGAAGUGCUCCUGCUUAUUUGAGCAUUUGCUGGGGUGUCUGUGACAGUCAGGGAAUCUGAACACUGAGAGUUUCAUCGACUUCGAACAGAAUUAGAGAGUUUACUUUGUACAUUUUGGUUUUCAGUUUGCUUUUGGUCUGAUAUCGUCUCUUCAGUAGGUUUGAGCCCAUCGUAUGGUCAGAAAUAUAACUCUAAAUAGAUCCCAUUGUGAUUCAGUAGCUGCUGAAAAUGUUUGCUUUUUCAAACCUGUAAUUGUUUAAGGAAAUAGAUCCUUUUUCUGGUUUUAGCUUUGUUCUUUUAAAUUCAAAAUUCAAAUUCAACUUUAUUUGCAUGGCACUUUUCAGACAAAAGGAUGUUGUUUAAAGUGCCUGACAAGCGCACUCAAAGUGAGAAUUUAAGUUAUAUUGUUAAGGAGACAUGGCAUGACACUGAGACAUUACGUGAGGAAAGAGCUACCUCUGGGAAACACUGGAGAUAAAGAUAAAAAUGGUAAAGAGAGUAAAAGCUGAUGGACAAGAAAACGGUAUUUAAUGAACAGAUAAGUAAGAGCUCUAUACCAUGUUAAAGGGGUAAAAGGAGUAAAAACCUCUAUGAUGGGAAUUAGAAAAAGACUAAGAACAAUAACUAAUAAAAUGACAUAAAAGAAACAUUAAGAACUUAGAUUAAAAUGAACAUUUGCAGUAAGAGAAAUAUAAAAAGGCAAUAAAUGAGAAGCCUGCUUAAAAAGGUGAGUCCUGAGCCUCUUCUUAAAAACAUCAACAGUCUCUUCUAACAGACGCAUACUUGUUCUGCAGGUUUCAACAGCCAAUCCAGCUACAGCUCACAGGGAAGUGGAGGGGGUGGAGGAAACCAGGGCUUUGGAAACAACCACUCUCAGUACCAUAACCAGUCUGGGUACGGCCGGGGUGAGGGCAACAUGAACUACCAGUACAGAUAGACUGAAGCGCUCCGUAUGCAAUCACCGGCGUUAGUGUCUCCAAAGAAAGCGAUCGACGGCCUGACUGUGCUCUCUGCCUUCUCCAUGUUUGCUUCUGACGUGUUUUUGAGUUUCACUGUGGGCACAAAACGAGACGUGUGGACUUUGUGAGUGUCAGAGCUGAGUUUAGUCUGUUUUAGUGCUUUGUCUCGUCCUGUUUUUAGGUUUAUUUUUAUUUUCCUUUAAAAUCGUUAACUCACUCACUCUGACUUUGUUUCUUUGUUUUGUGGUGACAGAUCAUUUCUCUCAUGUGAGAUUAGUAAAUCUUGUAGUUUUGAACUACAAAGGCUGAUGUAUUUUUUUGUAUCUAUUUAGUAGACCCAGAUAGCUCCUUCUUUUCCGCUUUGCCUGUAAUUUUGGCUUAUUUUAUUAAAAGUGUAAUAGUUAUUUUAAUAAAUGUUUUUUGAGAUUACUGGAAAAUACAUUCUGAUGUUGACUCCACCUUUCCGCUCAGUGUGUCUCUACAGCUGAGUGGGAGUUAUCCUGUUCAUGUAUAACAAACUGUGUUUGUAUCAAUAAAUGAUUUUUAUUUUGAGUACAGGUCUUAAUCAGA
This is a messenger RNA of Xyrichtys novacula (pearly razorfish), 20527 nucleotides long. The record is from the annotation of a GenBank genome assembly. Lineage: Eukaryota; Metazoa; Chordata; Actinopteri; Labriformes; Labridae.